ACCCUAAAACCUCCCAAAAACCCCAAAAAACCCCAAAAUUCCUCAUUUUUCCCCCCUACAGACACCGCCCCGCCCUCACCCAACGCCACCGAAGAUCCUCCACCCAACGCUGCGCCAAAACCCGAAACGCCCAAAACUCCACCACCAACACCACCAACACCCCAAAACCCCAAAACUCCCCCAAAACCCCAAAAACCCCAAAACCGCCGCGGAAACUUCCGGAAGCUCCACGUUCGCUGCUGCCGAGAUUGCGGCAAACCCUCGAAACGCCGAUGCCGCGAAUGCGGGAAGAGUUUCCGGUUGAUUCCGACGGCGCGAAAACGCCAAAAUCCCUACGGGGAUUGCGGCAAAUCCUUCUUGGCCAAACACCAAAAGGUUGAUGGUGAGGAGAAACCGUACAAAUGCGGCGAUUGCGGCAAAAGAUUCAGUUGGAAUUCGCACCUGGAGCGGCACCGGCGGAUUCACACCGGCGAAAAACCGUACGAGUGCCGGGAAUGCGGGAAAAGCUUCUCGUGGAGUUCGCAUUUAGAUCGGCAUCGCCGAAUUCACGUUGUGGUAGAAUCAAAAUGUGAUGAGUGCGGCAAAAAAUCGCCGAAAAAAAGUCAAAAAAUUGUGAAAAAUCAGAGGGAAUCGGCGGAGAAAUCGCGGAAAUUUGGGGAAUUUGGUGGUGCCGGCAAAGCCUACGCGUGCCGGGAAUGUGGGAAAAGUUUUGCGUGGAGUUCUCACCUGGAUCGGCACCGGCGCAUCCACAUGGGAGAGAAACCGUUCCGGUGCUCCGAGUGCGGCAAAGGAUUCGCGCAAAGCUCCCACCUGGAGCGGCACCGGAAAAUCCACCGGGAGCCGUGCCGGGAAUGCGGCAAAGAGAGGAAAAAAAAGGGGAAAAAUUUGGGGGGGAAACUGAGGCAGAGCGGGGGUUUGGGGGGGGAGAAGUGUGAGGAGUGCGGGAAAAAAUUUGGGGAAAAUUUGGGUGAAAAUUCGGGUGAAAAUUUGGGUGGAAAUUCGAAUUUUUUGGGGGAAAAUUCGGGUGAAAAUUCGAAUUUUUUGCGGGAAAAUUCGGGUGAAAAUUCGGAUUUUUUGGGUGAAAAUUCGGAUUUUUUGGGGAAUUUAAAGGAUCAAAGCACCCAAACCGGUGACAAACCCUUCGAGUGCCCGGAAUGCGGCAAAACCUUCGCCCAAAACUCGGCGCUGGCCAAACACCGGCGAUCACACGACGGCCAAAAACCGCACGAAUGCCGCGAAUGCGGCAAAACCUUCGGCGUCCGCUCCAACCUGGUCAAACACCAACGCACCCACCUGGGCGAGAAACCCUACAAGUGCCAGGAUUGCUCCAAAGGAUUCAUCCAAAAAUCCGACCUCACCAAGCACCGGCGCAUGCACACCGGCGAGAAACCGUACGAGUGCCGGGAAUGCGGGAAACGUUUCAGCGUUUCGUCGAAUUUGAUCAAACACCAACGGAUUCAUCUCGGAGAAAAACCCUUCCAGUGCCCCGAGUGCGGCAAGAGCUUCAUCCAGCGCUCCGAGCUCACCAUCCACCGGCGCGUCCACACCGGCGAGAAACCCUACGGGUGCGGCGAGUGCGGGAAGCGCUUCAGCCGCAGCUCGCACCUCAACCGGCACCGCCGCACCCACGGCAAGGCCGGCGCGGCCGCCGCCUCUUCAUCGUCAUCAUCGUCAUCGUCAUCGUCAUCCUCGUCCUUCUCGUCUUUCUCGCCUUCGUUGUCGUCUUCAUCUUCAUCUUCCUCGGCCUUCCCGGCGUUCCCGGGCUCCUCGGCGCCGUUGGAGCUGCCCUGGGCGUUGGCGUUGCCGGGCCGGGCGUUCCCGGGGUUCCCGGUGGGGAAUUAGUUAAUGAAUUAGUUAAUUAAAGGGGAGUGGUUA
Molecule: messenger RNA, 1875 nt
Organism: Zonotrichia leucophrys gambelii
Lineage: Eukaryota; Metazoa; Chordata; Aves; Passeriformes; Passerellidae
Product: zinc finger protein 345-like
Exons: 1
Biological process (GO): regulation of transcription by RNA polymerase II
Cellular component (GO): nucleoplasm
Molecular function (GO): RNA polymerase II cis-regulatory region sequence-specific DNA binding; DNA-binding transcription repressor activity, RNA polymerase II-specific
Source: RefSeq, a predicted model, not a curated record